Messenger RNA from Nannospalax galili (Upper Galilee mountains blind mole rat), 4041 nucleotides. RefSeq names its product CHM Rab escort protein (gene Chm). The record is from RefSeq and is a predicted model, not a curated record. Gene Ontology annotation, cellular component: nucleus; Rab-protein geranylgeranyltransferase complex; cytoplasm. The coding region runs from base 34 to 1962 and encodes 642 amino acids. Gene Ontology annotation, biological process: intracellular protein transport; small GTPase-mediated signal transduction; vesicle-mediated transport. Gene Ontology annotation, molecular function: GDP-dissociation inhibitor activity. NCBI's taxonomy places the organism in Eukaryota, Metazoa, Chordata, Mammalia, Rodentia, Spalacidae. The transcript has 15 exons.
AAGCAGCAGUCACAUGACACGUUUCCUGUCAAGAUGGCGGAUAAUCUCCCUUCGGAGUUUGAUGUGAUCGUAAUAGGGACGGGUUUGCCUGAAUCCAUCAUUGCAGCUGCAUGUUCACGGAGUGGCCAGAGGGUUCUGCAUGUUGAUUCAAGAACCUACUAUGGAGGAAAUUGGGCCAGUUUCAGCUUUUCAGGACUGUUGUCCUGGCUAAAGGAACACCAGGAAAACAGUGAUGUUGUGACUGACAGUUCAACAUGGCAAGAACAGAUCCUUGAAAAUGAAGAAGCCAUUCUUCUUAGUAGGAGGGACAAAACAAUUCAACAUGUAGAAGUAUUUUGUUAUGCCAGUCAGGAUUUGCAUGAAGAUGUUGAAGAAGCUGGUGCACUGCAGAAAAGUCAUGUAUCUGUGACACCCACGAGCUCCACAGAAGCUGCAAAGUCUGUCUGCUUGCUUACUGAAGAUGAGUCAUUAAGCACCGUGAGCUGUGAAAUAGCCACAGAACAAACUCCAGGCAGUGAUGCAGAGAGUGCCCUACAAGUAAAUGUUGCCGAAGUGGCAGGGGAGAAAGAAAACCAUAGUGAUGAUAAAACUUCAGAAGAGGAAACAAGUGAACAUGUGCCUACAGUACAAGAUAACCCAAAGCAACCAAAGAGAAAUAGAAUUACUUACUCACAUAUUAUUAAAGAAGGUAGAAGAUUUAAUAUUGAUUUGGUAUCAAAGCUUCUGUAUUCUCGGGGAUUACUAAUUGAUCUUCUAAUUAAAUCAAAUGUUAGUCGGUAUGCAGAAUUUAAAAAUAUUACCAGGAUUCUUGCCUUUCGAGAAGGAAGAGUGGAACAGGUUCCAUGUUCCAGAGCAGAUGUCUUUAAUAGCAAACAACUUACUAUGGUAGAAAAACGAAUGCUUAUGAAAUUUCUUACAUUUUGUAUGGAAUAUGAAAAACACCCUGAUGAGUAUAAAGCAUGUGAGGAAAUUACAUUUUGUGAAUACUUAAAAACCAAAAAUUUAACCCCCAACCUACAAUAUUUUGUCCUGCAUUCAAUUGCAAUGAUCUCAGAGACAACCAGCUGUACUGCAGAUGGACUCAAAGCUACCAAAAAGUUUCUUCAAUGUCUUGGGCGGUAUGGCAAUACUCCAUUUCUGUUUCCCUUAUAUGGCCAAGGAGAGCUUCCUCAGUGUUUUUGCAGAAUGUGUGCUGUGUUUGGUGGAAUCUAUUGUCUUCGCCAUUCUGUACAGUGCCUUGUAGUGGACAAAGAAUCCCACAAAUGCAAAGCAAUCAUAGAUCAGUUUGGUCAAAGAAUACUAUCUAAACAUUUCCUUAUCGAGGACAGUUACCUUUCUGAGAACACAUGCUCCCGCGCACAAUAUAGGCAGAUCUCCAGGGCAGUCUUGAUUACAGAUGAGUCUGUACUAAAAGCAGAUUCGGAUCAACAGAUCUCCAUUUUGACAGUGCCAGCAGAGAAACCAGGAAGUUUUGCUGUUCGGGUCAUUGAGUUGUGUUCUUCAACAAUGACAUGCAUGAAAGGCACAUAUUUGGUGCAUUUGACUUGCAUGUCUUCUAAAACAGCAAGAGAAGAUUUAGAACCAGUUGUACAGAAAUUGUUUACUCCAUAUACAGAAACUGAAGCAGAAAAUGAGCAGAUUGAAAAGCCAAGAAUUCUAUGGGCACUCUACUUCAAUAUGAGAGAUUCUUCAGACAUCAACAGAGAUUGUUAUAAUGACUUACCAUCCAAUGUUUAUGUGUGCUCAGGCCCAGACUGUGAUUUAGGAAAUGAUAACACAGUCAAACAGGCAGAAACACUUUUCCAGCAAAUCUGCCCCAAUGAAGACUUCUGUCCACCCCCACCAAAUCCAGAAGAUAUUGUCCUUGAUGGAGACAGCUCACAAGCGGAGGCCUCAGAGGCCAACUCAGAGACUCUCAAGGAAACUACAGAUGUGAGAAAGCCAGAGGAGCCUGCUGAGUAGUAGAUGUGCAUCAGAUUUGAUACCCCACUUUGGAAAUUCCUCUUGGCUUCAAUGUACUUGAUGGAGGAGUGUUUGAAAACUCUUAGAAGGCAAUAGCCAAUUGAUAGGCAAAAUUACAAGAAGAAAUAGGUCACAGAAAAUGAAAAGGGUAUCCAAGAAAAUAGACCACUUGCAAAGCACAUCGACUUGCCUGUUUUAAGAUACCAAACCCAUGAGGUUAGCAGAUGAAAAUUAUAAAUGGACUGAUUCCCAGCAAUGUAGCUAUGAAAGGGAUCCUAUGCAUUGUUAAUUAUUACAUGGUGUUUACACAAAUUUGUUUGCCAAUUAAGAUUUUUUUUGAAAACUGCAUCUUUAGAAUUGGCUCACAUAUUCACUUUGGUUAUUUGAACUGCAUUUUCAUGCUGGGUAUGAGAAUCAUGCUAUAAAUGUUAAAAGCAUAUGUUAAUACAAUGGAGAAAAACUAUCAUAAUCCAGGCAAGAGCCUAUGUUUGAAAGAAAAGUUACUUUAUUUUCUAUGUUAACAACGGGAAAUGUUGAACCUAAGAUGUUUAGACAUUUUAAUAAUCAUGAAUCCAUUUCUUAGUAGUCAUUUGAAUGUGAAUCAUGUAGAUAUUCACAGAAGCUCAGAAAUGAAGAAAUGGAAGAAUGGAAGAGAAGUUACUCCACGAUUCUCCGGAAGUCUGGUGACUGGAGCACUGACUUCCUUGUCUAUAGACCUAUUUUGAUCAUGGCUAUACUACAUAUAACAUUAGGUACACUGUUUCACUUAUCUUCAGUUCCUUGAUAUAUAAAGUGCAAAUUCUAUGCCUAGUCUGUCAAAGUGAUUAUGAAGGUAAUUGCAUUGCCAUCUAGAUUGUUUUUCUGGGAAAAAAUACUGUUUCUAAACUUUCCUGUUGAUUGACCUGUGGAUAAAUAUCAAAUGACCUCAUGAUCACAGUGUUGUUUUUAUUGCUAUAGACUUUUUAAAUGAAAGCCUAUUUCUUAAAUUCAUAUUUAAUAGUCUUUAUAAGCCAUUAAACAUAGUAACAGGUGGAAUGGUGGUUUUUGAAGUCCUAGGAAUACUUUAUAAAUUUAUAUUACUUUUUGGGCAACUAAACCUGAAAGCAUCAAGAACUGAACAGAUUAUGACAGCCAAUAAACCCUAAUGCACACUUCACAUUAAAAUAUGAGGGCUAUACAUAGGCAGCAAAUCUAGCUACAAUGCCUGUAUUGAAAUUUUUCCAAGCUCCUAUAGUCUACUUCUUUGAGCAAUACUUUGGGCCUAGAACUACCUGUAAAUAAAUAAAGAAUACAUAACAAACUCAACGUCUCCUGUCUGGAGUCAAAGCGCAAAUGAAAAGCACAGAGUUCUUCAUGAGCAGCUGGUCCCUGAUCUCUCCAGUUCUCAAACAAGAUCUUAAAGGAAUGUAGCUCUUGCCAACCCCUGUACAUAGAGCUGAAUUGAGAAAAAAGGAACAACUUCCCAGGCUUUCAGGCAGUUCAUCUCAGGCUGCCUCUGCCUCACAGUGUGCAGCCCUCCCCUUCUCUGUGCUUCCCUUUCCCUUUUUUUAAUGUCACACAAAUCAGGGACAGAAGCACAUUAUAACCUAGUUUGUCAUAAUUCAGCUCUUAAGUCAGAUAAUAUUUCCUGAAGCCCAACUGGGGAUGCACUAAAUGCCCAGUACAUACUUGUAAGUAUAUCAGGUGUUGGUUUUGCCUCUUCAUACCAGCAAUAUAAAACUUUCCCUUAGGUGAGAGUAGUAAGUUGGAAUAUAAUCACAGUAAGAUGCACCAAUAAAAAUGUUAUACUUUGUUAUAGUCUUAGAGUUAAGGCCUCUGGAAUGCAGCAUGCUUGUUUCUAUAGGAGACAAUCAGGGUAGGUCAGCUUAGCAAAACUAGAAAAAAUAUCAUCUAUAUUACAACUGUCUAUAUAUAGAGCGAUGCAGCAGCCAUUUCACACUGUCAAGGCCCAGCUCGUAUACUGUAUCUUUUUCAUCCUGUCAAUGCUAUCAGAAUCCGUCUUCCAGGUCAUUUAUUAAAUAUUGUUGAAAUGCUUACAAGCUCCUGAAUAUGAUUAGUGAUGGUUAAAAAAAAAAAAAA